This is a messenger RNA of Mycosarcoma maydis (corn smut), 3297 nucleotides long. Its product is annotated as putative plasma membrane P-type ATPase. Lineage: Eukaryota; Fungi; Basidiomycota; Ustilaginomycetes; Ustilaginales. Gene Ontology annotation, molecular function: ATP hydrolysis activity; P-type calcium transporter activity; ATP binding. The record is from RefSeq and is a predicted model, not a curated record. Gene Ontology annotation, biological process: calcium ion transmembrane transport; intracellular calcium ion homeostasis. Gene Ontology annotation, cellular component: plasma membrane. Bases 1 to 3297 code for a protein of 1098 amino acids. The transcript has 2 exons.
AUGGUGCACAAGAAAGAAGACAAGUUCCCACGCAGCGACACCGUUCAAGGUCCCGAUAUUUCAAUCGAAGAUGCCCUCGAAGCAGCAUGGCAGCACCACUACACCAGUGUGAUGCGCGCUCUCGGCGUCGAAGAUGCUGAACACGGUCUCAACAAGAAAGACAUCGAGUCGCGACGCCAAGAGUUCGGUCAGAACAUGCUCGAAGGUGGCGACGAGAUCAGCAUCUGGAAGAUUAUGGCGCACCAGAUCGCAAACGCCAUGACUUUGGUCCUCAUCCUGGCCAUGGGCGUCUCCCUCGGCAUUGGCUCGUGGAUCGAAGGUGGUGUGCUUGCCGGUGUCGUUGCUAUCAACAUCAUCGUCGGCUUCUUCCAGGAGCUUUCGGCUGAAAAGACCAUGAACGCACUCCGUAAUCUGGCUUCUCCUACGGCUCGCGUCAUCCGCAAUGGUGACGGCGAGACCAUUUCUGCCAACGAGGUAGUACCAGGCGACAUUAUCGAGCUCACCACCGGUGACACGGUCCCUGCUGACUGCCGUCUCAUCGAUUCGAUGAACUUCGAGACCGACGAAGCUCUGCUGACCGGUGAGUCGCUUCCAGUGGCCAAGGACCACAAUCAAAUUUACUCUGCCGGUGAAGAUGUUGGUGUUGGCGACCGACUCAACAUGGCUUUCACCUCAUCCACCGUUUCCAAGGGACGAGCCACGGGUGUUGUUGUCGGCACCGGAAUGAACACCGAGAUUGGCAAGAUCGCCGACGCCCUCCGCGGUGCCGCCAAGGCUCAAAAGAUCCGUGACGUCAAGCGCAACGCUUAUGGCAAGGCCCUUCCCCACCAUUACGUGCAGGCUGGUGCACUCACCAUCUGGGACAAGAUCAACAACUUCCUCGGCACCAACAAGGGAACUCCGCUCCAGCGUCGUCUUUCGCAGCUCGCUGUUGCUCUCUUCUUCGUCGCUGUGCUCUUUGCCGUGAUCGUAUUUUUGUCCAACAACUGGACAGACAAUGAAGUCAUCAUCUACGCAGUCGCCACCGGCGUUUCCAUGAUUCCUGCCUCGCUCACUGCCGUUCUCACCAUCACUAUGGCCAUGGGCAGCAAAGCUAUGGUCAAGAAGAACGUCAUUGUCCGAAAGCUCGAGUCGCUCGAGGCUCUUGGAUCCAUCAACGACAUUUGCUCAGACAAGACCGGUACUCUCACCCAAGGAAAGAUGGUCGUCCGCAAGGCUUGGGUUCCCGCUUCCGGCACCUACAGCGUUUCGGAGACCAACGAACCUUUCAACCCUACACUUGGCGAGGUCUCCGUCAACAAUGUUGAACCUCGUGAUGCCAAGGCAAGUAGAAACUCUGGUGAAGGAGAGGUUGUUGCUCGCUCUGGCAAGUCGGACAAGGUCAAGGGCAACGAUCGCUUCGAAGACUUUAUGAAUGUUGCAUCGCUCUGCAACCUAGCCACCGUGUUCAAGGACAAGGAGACCCACGCUUGGACUGCCCACGGCGACCCUACCGAAUGUGCCAUCCAGACCUUUGUGACGCGCUUCGCCUGGGGCCGACUCAAGCUGACCAAGGGUACCGAUGCAGACAAGGAAGUCACCGAAAAGGACCGCACCGCGGCCAAGUGGACUCAAAUUACCGAAUACCCCUUCGACAGUUCUGUCAAGCGCAUGGCCGUUACCUAUGUCAACAAUCAGGCUCAGGAGAGCUAUGCGAUGAUGAAAGGUGCCGUCGAGCGUGUUCUUGAAUCGUGCACCUCAGCGCAGACUGCUGAAGGCAAGAUCGACUUGGACGAAAAGUUCGAAAAGCGUGUUCUUGAGAACAUGGAGGCACUCGCCAGCCAGGGUCUCCGAGUUCUCGCUCUCGCCCACCGCAAGCUUACGGAAGCCGAGAAGGAGCUCGACGAGGAACUCGAGCGCGAAGAUGUCGAGGCCAACAUGACUUUCCUCGGUCUCGUUGGUCUUUACGAUCCUCCGCGUCCUGAAACCGCCGGCGCUGUGCGUAAGUGCAAGGAAGCAGGUAUCACCGUCCGCAUGCUCACUGGUGACCAUCCUGGUACCGCCAAGGCCAUCGCCGUGGAUGUUGGCAUCGUGCCUCGCAACACUACGCGAUUCUCGAAGGCAGAGUUGGACAGCAUGGUCAUGACCGCGGCACAGUUCGACAAGCUGUCUGAGGACGAGAUUGAUGCGCUUCCUCAGCUGCCCCUCGUCAUUGCUCGAUGUGCACCUCAGACCAAGGUGCGCAUGAUCGAGGCGCUCCACCGACGAGGCAAGUUCUGCGCCAUGACGGGUGACGGUGUCAACGAUUCGCCCUCUCUGAAAAUGUCGGACGUCGGUAUUGCAAUGGGCAUGAACGGAUCAGAUGUGGCCAAGGAUGCUUCUGAUAUCGUGCUCGUGGAUGACAACUCUAUCGGAAACGCCAUCGAAGAAGGUCGACGUAUGGCGGACAACAUUUCCAAGUUCGUUUGUCAUCUGCUGGCACAGAACGUAGCGCAGGCUUCGGUGCUUUUGAUCGGACUGGCCUUCAAAGAUGAAACUGGGCUUUCGGUCUUCCCUCUCUCGCCCGUCGAGAUCCUCUACAUCAUCAUGGUCACAUCCGGCUUCCCUGCCAUGGGUCUCGGCAUGGAAAAGGCUUCGAUGGACGUGAUGAAGAGGAAGCCUCGAUCCAACAAGUGGGGCAUCUUUAGCCCUGAGAUGCUCAUCGACCUCGCUGUCUACGGCCUCUGGAUGGCAGUGCUUUGCUUGGCUACCUUCACCUUGGUCGAAUUCGGAUGGGGUAAUGGCGAACUUGGAAUCAACUGCAACUCGGAGUACAGCCCACCUUGCGAUCUCGUCUUCCGUGCCCGAGCUUCUACCUUUGCUGUCAUGACGUGGUUCUCGCUGCUGCUCGCUUGGGAGGUAGUCGACACGCGUCGCAGCUUCUUCAACAUGCGCAACGACGGCCAAUGGUACAAUCAGUGGUUCAAGGACACCUGGGGGAAGAACAAGUUCCUCUUCCUUUGUGUCGUCUUGGGCUUUUUCAGCGUUUUCCCGAUCACCUACAUUCCGGGUCUCAACGACAUUGUCUUCCUCCAUACCGGCAUCUCGUGGGAGUGGGGCAUCAUCUUCGUCUGCACCGGCCUCUUCGUUGGAGGUAUCGAAGCAUACAAGUGGGGCAAACGCGUUUACUUCCGACGCACUCAGGUCGACAAUGCUAAGCUGGUCGACGAGGAGCAGCAGGUGCAAGAUGGCGAGGUUGCUGAGGAGAAGCCCGACGGUAACCACAGCAAAAACAUGAUGCCAGCUCCCACCACCUCGACCGAGAAAACGAUGGUGUAA